AUGUCGGACACACCCGGGAAUGACCCGAAUGCCGGUCCCAUCGCCCUUCAGAGCAUCGCGACAGCAAGUCUAGGACCUGUGUUCGUCGGUAGGUCCAACCUCCUCUUGCUCCUGGAGCGAGGCGGCAAUUCGGGCCUUUCUUCGCGGCUAAUUUCAAGCAACCGACUCGGAGCGGACGUUCGUGACGCUAUUGGUAGUCCCACGCCCAAGAGUACUGAUCGCCGAUGAGAGAUGUUCUCGACAGGGUGGAUGGUACAGCUCAUCUUCUAUGGAUUCGGGCUAUCGUUGUUCGUGCGAUACGUCACAGGCCCGCAGUAUAAGGCCGACUCGCGAAGGAUCAAGUUGUGGCUGUGGGCCGUCGUGUUCGCCGCCACGGGCCAAGCUGCGUUCGUCGCGAUUAGCAGUCCUUUUCGGUCCGAACGGGGAAAUAAUCCAAUCUGACCUCGACCCCUAUACCUCUACUUGCUGGUGCAUAUUUCCGAUAGUAUCACGUUUGAUUCGAUAUUCCAUUAUGGCACUUCCCAACGUCGUGACGUCGAUACCCUGUAUGCUCAGGUGAGUAUGCACACCAAAUCGCCCAGAACCUAGGAGGCGGGCCGGGAAGUCACACGAGGGUGCCACUUGCCGAAGUUACCUAAGGCUUGGAUCUCGAAGCUAAAUUGUGUUCUACGUUUUUCAGACGCUCGCAGAUUGCUUCGCUACUGUGCCCACCGGUAUCGUUGGGGCGCUCGUUCAGAGCUUUCUCGGUCUUCGGGCGGUCUCGGUAAGCACUGACUUGUUACAGUACCGAACACAUAUCUAACACCAGACACUUCAUCGUUAUCAACCAGCUCUUCGACAAUAACCUCUAUCGAAGCUUGUUCAUUACAAUGGCAUCUUUGCUGAUCAUGGGUGGCCUUAUCGGAAGUUGGCUCUUCGUCGCCGCGUCGUUCAUGCUGCGCAACAACGUGACGCCACCGCCAGGGUUGUCCUUCACUUUAGCAAACGGGUGGGUCUGCCGAACGGGAAACACGUAUCUAAUAGUAGCACAUCUGCUAAAUCUCGAUCUGUGGCCGACCCCUAGACUAUGGCUGUGGUGCUGCUGUAUCAUGGACGUUCUCCUCACCGUCACUCUCUCGCUUCUGCUGUACAAACGAAUCGUCGGCUUCAACUCGGGCACCGACUCGAUGCUCCGCAGCGUCAUCAUCCUAUCGAUCGAGACGGCUUCCUACACCGCCACCUUUGCGUUGAUCGCGGCGAUCCUUUCGGACUCGUUCUCGGAUGAUUCGCUCCUCACCAACUCGACCGGUGCGUUUUACCAACCUCUGUCCUCGUUCUACCUCAUCUCCUUCAUCGUCACCCUCGCCUCCCGUCAAGGUUUGCGUGAGAAAACAGACGGAUACAACAAUAACGAUGUCUCGUCCCCCGGAGUCUACGCCACACGCUACCCAAACAAUAGCGCCGGCAUUUCGCCGAAGCCGCCCCCCUCAGUCACGUCCGCCAGCCGGGUUCGCGCCCCAACGCCUCAGCUCGUGCGAAUGCAAACGCUCGGCGAUCCUCGUUCCGACGAAGACGAAGAGAUGGAUUUGAAGCAUUCUUGCUCUCGAAAAGAGGUCCGCAUCGAGAUGUGA
Molecule: messenger RNA, 1610 nt
Organism: Microbotryum saponariae
Lineage: Eukaryota; Fungi; Basidiomycota; Microbotryomycetes; Microbotryales; Microbotryaceae
Source: the annotation of a GenBank genome assembly